AUGUUGGAAAACGUUAACGAUGUAUCAAUCACUACGGAUAUGUGGACAUCAGAUUCCACUAGGUCGUACAUAACUGUAACUUGCCAUUUUAUAUUUAAUGAUUGUUUGUAUUCACCAGUUCUUGCGACUGAAGAAGUUAAAGAAUGUCAUACCGGGGAAAACAUUGCUUCGGCACUUUCAAACAUAUUUAAUGAGUGGAAUAUUUCAAAUAAAAUUGUAACUAUAGUUUCGGACAAUGGUGCAAAUAUAAAACAUGCUAUAAAUGAUCACCUCCUAAAAUAUCACCACCCUUGUGUAGCACAUACUUUGAAUUUAAGUGUGAAUGAAUCUAUUAAUCAAAAUACAGAGUUUCUCAGGGUGCUAAAAAUAUGUCGAGCUAUAGUGGGUCAUUUUAAACAUAGUAAUCUUGCAACAGAAAAAUUAAAAGAAUUUCAGAAACAAAUGGGUCUUCCCGAGUUGAAAGUGAAACAAGACGUUAGCACUCGGUGGAACUCAAGUUUAAAUAUGAUAGAAAGGCUCAUCCAAAUUAAAAAUCCUUUAUAUGCAGCAAUGUCAUCGCUUCGAUGA
Messenger RNA from Macrosiphum euphorbiae (potato aphid), 567 nucleotides. The record is from the annotation of a GenBank genome assembly. Lineage: Eukaryota; Metazoa; Arthropoda; Insecta; Hemiptera; Aphididae.